Coregonus clupeaformis (lake whitefish) is the source of this 1612-nucleotide messenger RNA. It is a transcript of the gene bag2, whose product is annotated as BCL2 associated athanogene 2. NCBI's taxonomy places the organism in Eukaryota, Metazoa, Chordata, Actinopteri, Salmoniformes, Salmonidae. The record is from RefSeq and is a predicted model, not a curated record. Gene Ontology annotation, biological process: protein stabilization. The transcript is spliced from 3 exons. Gene Ontology annotation, molecular function: adenyl-nucleotide exchange factor activity; protein-folding chaperone binding. The coding region runs from base 157 to 786 and encodes 209 amino acids.
GAAAGGGAAGCUCCAGCCCAUGUUUGGAAAUGUUUACUCUGGGGUGCUGUCUGUCAGGCAGAAACCUCUAGAUUGCACUCUAGGGACCAUCUAGUAGUGUACCGUUAGGUGUCCAUUGGAAUUGAAUCUCGAGGGAGAUCAUUCUACUAACUAAACAUGGCUCAAGCAAAAAUCCACCAUGCUAAAAUGACUGAAGCCGCUAAAGGCAAAUUCAGCAGAUCAAUGUCUAUGGCAGAUCGCUCCGGACAACUACUUGAAAGUUUGGACCAGCUGGAAAUAAGGGUGGAGGCUUUACGUGAAGCCGCAACCUCAAUGGAACAGGAGAGAGAGUGCUUACUGGAUAUGAUACAAUCCAUAAAGAAUAGUGAAGAAAUGCGCAGCAUUUGUGACGGAGAGAGAGAGGAACUAUCUUUAACUGCUAAUCGUCUUCUGGGUAGGACGCUAACAGUUGAAAUCUCAGUGGAAACCAUAAGGAACUCCACACAGGAGGAUGCGUUACACAAGGCUACCUCUUUGAUUGAUGAGAUUGCAACAAAGUUGCUUGACGACAUGGAUGGUGCCAGAAAGCGCCUGAUGGCACUGCACGCUGCCUGUGUGACCGAGGCACCACCUGUUCCUAUCGAUACAAAAUUCCAGACGAUCGUCAUCACCUGCGCCUUGGAAGAUCAGAAGAAAAUCAAGAGGAGGCUUGAAACUCUGAUAAGGAAUGUGGAUAAUGCUGAGAAGAAUAUCAAGAUAAUGGAUUUCCAGAAAGUAGAUGACUUAAACAGUGCCAAUGGCAAAUGAAGGCACUCAUACUGAUCCCCCUAAUAGCCCUAAUCAAUAGAAAGGCAUAAUAUACCUCAUUAGGCCUACAUUGGGAGACCAAACUCACUAUUACCUAUUUUCUCACAUAAUUAGUUGACAAGAUGGCAUUCGCCCCAUCUUCCUGGCAUGGCAUGAGGCAUAUGCAUAUCAAUCAGUUCCCUAACAUUUGAACCUAUAGAUUUUUUUAGUGCUUUGAACAUUUGAACAGCUCUUACAACUACCAUGGGUUGCACCUCCGUCACUCUGUCAUGUCGUUGCCAUUGUUAUGAACGUUUUACAGACGGCAAAGCCAUAUUGAUACCCAAAUGUCCAGUGAUUCCCAGUCAUUCUGGACAGAGGCUAAUGAUUUUUUGUCUAAAUUACACUAUAGUGGCCUGGAAAUACUGUUUGUCAAAAGUAGCUAGCAAUGCUAACGCUAGCUAAAAUUCGGUGGUCUCCCCUUAAUCUUAACUAGCUAGCUAACGUUAUACUGAUUCUAAAGUCAAUCUGGCGACAUCAAAAUGAUGACAAAAGGUUUUCCUACUAAUUUUUUUCCUCCUUUUGAAAUGUAAUUGUAUUUCCAAGCCACAAUAAUGCACUUUAGACUAAAUCUUAAUCAACGCCCAAAACAAUAUUGUGACAAAACAUGCAACCCAUGAUAUUACUAACACUGUCACAUUCAAACCCUGUCACCACAAAUUGCAUAUAAAAUUAUUGCAAACUUUAAUAGUAUUAACAUUCACAUUAUUUUCUGAAUGUGAAUUUACAGUUGAAGUCGGAAGUUUACAUACACCUUAGCCAAAUACAUUUAAACUCAGUUUUUCAC